Molecule: messenger RNA, 3566 nt
Organism: Megalops cyprinoides (Indo-Pacific tarpon)
Lineage: Eukaryota; Metazoa; Chordata; Actinopteri; Elopiformes; Megalopidae
Gene: slc25a29l
Product: mitochondrial basic amino acids transporter
Exons: 4
Coding region: 404-1324 (306 amino acids)
Biological process (GO): mitochondrial L-ornithine transmembrane transport
Cellular component (GO): mitochondrion
Molecular function (GO): high-affinity L-arginine transmembrane transporter activity
Source: RefSeq, a predicted model, not a curated record
UAGGACAUGUACACAUUACUUCGGCUUCCUCUGAUACAGAAAUAGAAGGAGCUAGAAAGGAGCUGGUGGUGGGUGAAAUUUAGAUAGUCCAGGACGGCUGUUAAUAUAGCUGGCGAGCUAAAUUAUAGCGUAUUGUUCAAAUCAUACACAGUAAGCCCUAUUCAAGAGCUCUCGGCAGUAAAUUAAGCCAACAUCGUAGGCUGAAAUCACAGAGAUAUAAUUCCAUUUAGCUAGGAACACUGACGAGCAAACCAGCUAGUCAGAUCAGGUUGUAAACGAAACGAAAAGAAAAUUAGCUUACUAGCGAUAACGAAAAACAACGCCGUGUUGCAUCAAGCUGUCUCGAGGCUGACCGUGAUUGGUUAGGAGACGCACCCAAAUAAAAAUCAAGUUGUACAAGGGAAUGGCAUUGGAUUUUGUUGCAGGAUGCAUGGGAGGUGCAGCUGGUGUCUUGGUAGGACACCCUUUUGAUACUGUCAAGGUGAGACUCCAGGUUCAAAAUGUCGACAAGCCUCUGUACCGGGGAACAUUUCAUUGCUUCCAGUCCAUUGUACGGCAAGAGUCUAUGUUUGGACUGUAUAAGGGCAUCGGCUCCCCCAUGAUGGGCCUGACCUUCAUCAACGCCAUCGUCUUCGGUGUGCAGGGCAACACCAUGCGUCUGCUGGGCCAGGACACGCCCAUGAACCAGUUCCUGGCGGGCGCGGCGGCGGGUGCCAUCCAGUGCGUCAUCUGCUGCCCGAUGGAGCUGGCCAAGACGCGCAUGCAGAUGCAGGGCACGGGCGAGAAGAAGUCCAAGAGGAAGCUGUACAAGAACUCGCUGGACUGCCUGGUGCGCAUCUACAACAAGGAGGGUGUGCGCGGCAUCAACCGAGGCAUGGUGUCCACGUUCAUCCGUGAGACGCCUGGCUUCGGUGUCUACUUCCUGGCGUACGAUGUGCUGACACGCUCACUGGGGUGCGAGCCCGAAGACCCCUACAUGAUCCCAAAGCUGCUGUUUGCCGGUGGUAUGUCCGGCAUCGCCUCCUGGAUCUCCACCUACCCCAUGGACGUCAUCAAGUCCCGCCUCCAGGCGGAUGGCGUGGGCGGGGUCAACCAGUACAGCGGCAUCAUGGACUGUGUACGGCAGAGCUUGCAGCGGGAGGGCUGGAGGGUGUUCACGCGUGGCCUCACUUCCACACUGCUGCGCGCCUUCCCCGUCAACGCCACCACCUUUGCCACUGUGACUCUCUUCCUCAUGUACAUGCGGCGAGACGAGGAGGCACCGAAGGAUUGUGAGCCUGCCCCUCACAGCUUGCAGCAACAGACCCAGCCCUCCAGCUUGUAACUGGGUCUGGCCCCCCCUGCUGGGUGGAGGACCUCUUCCCUACUUGCUGCACCCAUAGCAACAUGACCACUUACAGCUUCCUCACAGGAGGCUCGUAUUUUUAUAAUGUUGUGGAUGGAGUGAAACUCCAUACGUGUACAUACUUAGAGUCCUGUUUGUUUUUCUUUUGCUUUCAUAUGAGAAGUAAAACCACAUUUUUUUAUUCCUCUUUUUUUCCUUGCCUUAUUUGGUUAACAGUGUAACAAUGUAACAGUGAAGAAUCAAAAAGAAACCCUACUAACAGAAGGGAAACAGAAAGUAAAGGCUGUAGUGUGGUAGGCGCGUGCAUGGAAUGGUUGCCCUGGAGAUGCCAAAGUAUAUUUGUCAGCACAUCCCUAUGUCAAUGAUAUUACAUGACAAUUUGUAGCAUUGAGCUGGCUCAAUUGAUUGUAUUAUCAAAAUAUGUGUGCUUAGACAUGUUACUCAAGGAGCACUUUGAAAAGGGAUGUUGUCGUUACGUGGGAAGCACAUUUGAUUUCUGAGUAUGGUUUUUGGUGCUUUGCACACUGCAGUGGACGCAUCUUCUACCCCUUCAUAGAAAUGCUGUUGAAACACUUAAAUUACAUUUUUGCAUGUCAUUGAACAUGUCAUUGAACAUGCAUGUUUAAGCUCUGCUGUGAAGGAGCACGCUGGCUCAGGCCUGCUUUCGAGUUGUAGGGACUCCUGAUAGUCACAUGUGGUGAGAGGUUUCCUUGCGAAAUCCUCCCCGCUGGAAAAUUUUGUUACCGGGGCGAUUGACAUUCCAGAGUGAGGUGCGACCUUCCGUGGGAGUUGGCUGUUGUGCUUCAUGGCUCCUCAAAGCCCUGCACUAUUCCCUCAUUCAUUAUUACAGUUAAAACUGUAUGAUCUGAGCCUAUUGGGCAUGAAGAGUUGGGCCCCUUUUUAAAUCAUAUAGACAUUUGGAGGAAAAAAGAAAUGGUUUCCCUACUUUUAUUGUUACAAUGGUCAGUUAUAAUGAAGGUGUUACAAGCAUAAUUAUUUCACAAAUAAUAAACAUUCUGUUGGUUUUUAGGUAGCCUGUUACCUGACUGCAUUGUGAAUGUUAACUUGACUGUAAAUGUGAUUUAAGUACUGCAGAUGGAGAUGUAAGAGUUGAUUUUGUGUAGUCUCACAUACAGUAUUGCAGUACUGUACUGGGAAAGGCACACAUGUUAAAUUGUUGGUUGUGAAUUUUGUUUCAUGGUAAGUGGUUGACUUUAAGCAUAACCAAGCUAUUCAGCAGUGUACCCUGAUGUUGAAGCCCUGCUUCAUUUGCAUAUUACUGAAAGAAUACAACCUGUGAACCGAUGUUUUAUCUGUGUAUAUCCUGAUUGUGUGAAGGUUUAACCUGGAUGUAUAUGUAUUUGAAUGAAUGUCACGCCCCAUUCAGUUUGCUGAGUUUCUAAUGCCCCCUGUAUUUUAAGUUCAGUUGGUUUAAAGCAUGUUUUUCAAAAUAUUUGUUUUGGACGUUAAUUUUUUUUUUUGUGCGGGGGGUGGAUUGUAACUAACAGCAUGGACACAAAGACUUUGGGAAUAUGUAGCAAGUUGAAAUGUUUACUGUGGUAAAAAUGAUUUCAUUUUUACAGCUCUCCAUUUUCCCUGUUGCAUUGUUGGUCUUUUUGAGGGGGUUGAGUCGGUCCCUCCUUGGACUGUAGUUAGUGUGCACAUACUGUAGGUGACAAGUUUCCAAAUUAUGACCCUGUGAACGAUGGCGUGACUUGUGCUGAGAGUUCAUGAAAGUUCAAAGUGGCUGAGAGUUCAUUUUCUGAACGUCACCACUGGCUCAGGGAAGGGUGAAGUAUGGUAUGUAUGUGGAUCAGCUUUAGUGUGCUUGUUUGUACUGGAGUAUGCUGGAGUAUGCAUUUGUGGAUUUCCUUCUUUCCUUGAGUUGACUGUAAGGGGAAAAAUAAUCAAAUCAGCACAACUGUGUUUUUAAGAGGUAAGCUAACUCUUGUGUUUUAUGACUGAGAACAUGUGAAGAGAGGAAGACAGCAAUAUGUUGACAUAUAUGGUUAUUUUUAUAAGGGCUGAAACUGUUUUAAAAGGGCAGUAGUUCGCUGUACAGAUAGACAGUAUUUCCUUGUGUAAAUAGAGGGGCCAUGAUUGAGUCUGUACACACAGUCACAUGCAUUGGUUGCGUCUGCCUUGUACCAAAGCAGUGUGUGAGUAAUGCGGGUGAAAAAACUGAAUAAACUGGUCCCCAGCUGAUCUUAUCUUGACUUUG